AUGCCUUGCGGACUCGGAGGGUCGAAAACAGUGCAGCGCAAGCUCGUCUUGCUCGGCGAUGGUGCCUGCGGAAAAACCUCACUGCUCAACGUUUUCACAAGAGGCUAUUUCCCCACUGUAUACGAGCCGACAGUCUUCGAGAACUAUGUGCACGACAUUUUCGUCGACAAUGUCCAUAUUGAACUGUCAUUGUGGGAUACCGCUGGUCAGGAAGAAUUUGACAGGCUACGAAGUCUAUCAUACGAUGACACCGACUUAAUCAUGCUUUGCUACUCUGUCGACAGCAAGGACUCACUCGAAAACGUCGAAAGCAAAUGGCAAGGCGAAAUUGCUGAAAAUUGCCCGGGUGUCAAGAUUGUUUUGGUCGCGUUGAAGUGCGACCUGCGCGAGGCAACCGAGGACGAAGAGGAUGGCGGAGCCAACGAAGACGGUGCUCAGCGUGAGAAGAAGCCAAUGAUCAGCUACGACCAGGGCCUGGAAGUGGCUCGCCGGAUCAAGGCCCUUCGAUAUCUCGAAUGCUCCGCCAUGCGAAACCGGGGAGUCAACGAAGCCUUCACCGAGGCGGCGCGUGUCGCUUUGUCAGUGAAGAAGGACCGGGAGGAGUCAAAGUGCGUGGUCAUGUAA
Messenger RNA from Neurospora tetrasperma FGSC 2508, 624 nucleotides. RefSeq lists its product as uncharacterized. The coding region runs from base 1 to 624 and encodes 207 amino acids. Gene Ontology annotation, biological process: small GTPase-mediated signal transduction. Lineage: Eukaryota; Fungi; Ascomycota; Sordariomycetes; Sordariales; Sordariaceae. The transcript is spliced from 5 exons. Gene Ontology annotation, molecular function: GTP binding; GTPase activity. The record is from RefSeq and is a predicted model, not a curated record.